AUGUCACCUUGCCUUGUGUUGCAAAGAGGCAACUUCAGGGUUUGGAGGGAAGGUGAGAAGAAUGACUGGGCUGUCUCUCCUCCUCCUGCUGCUGCUCUUCUGGCUCCUGCCUCCAACUAUUGCUAUGAUGAUGCAAACUGGGUGUGUGUUGACAAACACUUUACAGAAAUCAUACCCAAGAACUACCAGCAAUUCAUGGCCUUGGUGUUUGCAGUCACAGAGAUCAACAAGGAUCGGGAUCUCCUCCCCAACAUCACCCUUGGCUUCCACAUCUAUAGCAAUUUUCAGGCUGAGAUGGAGAUUUCCAUGAUCAGCCUCUCCCUGCUCUCCACCCGAGGCCGAAUGAUUCUUUCCCAUCUGAGGAACAUCAAGUUCAACAACAGUGCUGGAGAGGAAGUCUCCUUCUCAGAAAGUGGAUUGGUUUCUACUCGUUAUGAUCUCCUCAACUGGCUUUUCCUCCCCAAUCAAUCUUUUGUCCCCAUGAAAGUUGGGCAAAUAGAUUCCACAGCUUCCCCAGGACAAGAUUUCACCAUUAACUCUGAUGAAAUCAUCUGGGUGACAAAGAAGGUGCCCUUUGCCAGGUGUGGCAGGAAAAGGUGCCAUGCAGGAGAGAAAAGAAGCGUUCCAGAGGGCAAGCAGGUGUGCUGUUACCAAUGUGCCCCUUGUCCAGAAGGGACCAUUUCUAAUGAGACAGAUGCAGCUCGCUGUGACCCCUGCCCAGAAAACCAAUAUCCAAACAAGGAGAAGGACCACUGCAUUGCCAAGAAGAUCCAUUUCCUUUCCUAUCAAGACACCCUGGGAUACUCUUUAGCAUCUCUCACUCUUUUCCUCUCUGUGACCACAUCGGCAGUUCUGGUGAUUUUCCAUAAAAAUCACAACACACCAAUUGUCAAGGCCAACAACAGAAAUCUCACCUACAUCCUCCUGGUCUCCCUCCUGCUCUGCUUCCUCUGCUCCUUCCUCUUCAUUGGUCGACCUGGGAAGCUCACCUGUCUCUUCCGACAAACUGCCUUUGCCAUUCUCUUUUCCCUUGCGGUUUCCUCCAUCUUGGCAAAAACUGUCAUGGUGGUUCUGGCCUUCAUGGCCACCAAGCCAGGGAACAAGACAAGGAAACUCUUAGGAAAACCUCUGACGAACUCCAUUGUCUUAGCCUGUCCCCUGAUACAAGCAGUUCUUUGUGCCACCUGGCUGGCAACCUCUCCUCCAUUUCCCAACUUUGACUUCCACUCUUUAGUAGGAGAGGCCAUCUUGGAAUGUAAUGAAGGCUCUGCUUUAAUGUUUUACGCUGUCCUCUCCUACAUGGGUUUUUUGGCUGUCAUCAGUUUCACGGUGGCCUUUUUGGCUAGGAAAUUGCCUGACAGCUUUAAUGAAGCCAAAUUCAUUACAUUCAGCAUGCUGGUCUUUUGCAGUGUUUGGAUCAGCUUCCUCCCCACCUACCUGAGCACCAAAGGGAAGUCCAUGGUGGCCGUGGAGAUCUUCUCCAUCUUGGCCUCUGGGUCUGGUCUCUUGGCUUGUAUCUUUUUCCCCAAAUGCUACAUUAUCCUAUUUAAACCCAAUCUCAAUUGCAGAGAGAAUAUAAUGAGGCACAAGAAUCUCUGAUUAUAAUCUCUGAUUAUAAAUAUGAAACAUAUUUAUAUUGAUACCCAAUUUACACACAGGUGACACUAGCUGGAUUACAACAUUAAAAAUCACAACAUAAAAACCCAUUAAAUGCCUCAUUCCACAUCCACUUAUGCAGGGAUUGGGAAUAUUCAUUUUGAUCUUGGUUAUUUUUCAAUUUGAUCUCAUUUCUUUUAAAAGUGGAAAUCAGAGGCGGGCUUGUCCCUUAAACAAUUGGAAAUCAAGUGAUGCGAGUAAUCGCAGAAGGUCUGUUAAUCUGCAACAAUCACCCACUUUUUUCAUUAAUGCUAGUUGUCCCAAAGAUCAACGAUAAUAAACAUUGAUAUUGUUUAUCUGGCUAUUAGUUUCCAAAAUGAUAAUUUCCCAUUUUAUUAAUUUUAAUCAAAAGCAUAUUUAAGAAUAUGUUGGGUUUGUUUCACUCUCAGUGUUUUUAACCUUGUUCCUUUCCACUGAUUCCUUUGCUGAAUUUCCUACUGAAAUUUUCUUUCAAUUGACUAUUAGAGAUUUUUUUUAAUUCUAGCAUUGAAAUGAACCAUAUUGUUUUAUUCUCUAUUAUGUUAAUUGAAAAACAUACUUUAUUAAUAAAUAAUAUCAUGUGAAAUUGA
Molecule: messenger RNA, 2225 nt
Organism: Pantherophis guttatus
Lineage: Eukaryota; Metazoa; Chordata; Lepidosauria; Squamata; Colubridae
Source: RefSeq, a predicted model, not a curated record